This is a messenger RNA of Gongylonema pulchrum, 273 nucleotides long. Lineage: Eukaryota; Metazoa; Nematoda; Chromadorea; Rhabditida; Gongylonematidae. The record is from the annotation of a GenBank genome assembly.
GAGGAUGCAAAAGGGGUGAUUGCGCGUAGAGCUGGCGCAAGUUUUGCAACAAUGCGAUUGAAAAAACUAAAAUUGAGUGGUUCGAUGACUGAGAAUGGUGAUAUGGAUGUUGCUGUAAGCUUAGGAGUGUUCAUAAUGGACGAUGAACGGCGAGAAAGAACCAGAGUGCGACGUCUGCUAGAUAAAAAGGUUAUGAUGCACUUGAUUGUCUUUUUUUUCCAGCUCUCACAGGUGAUAUCAGCGAAUUUUGAUUGUACCUACGGAAUUACUUAA